CCAGCCAGCUCCGUCUACAGGCAGCCAGCCGCUCACCGUCCUGCUGCUGCGCGGAGUCCCGUGUUUUCGCUCUGAGCCCCGGCGUCGUUUACACCGCGUCUGCGAGGAUCUCCGAGGGACCGGCAAGCUAGUUGGGUCGUGUCUCUUAUUUAGGGGGGGACAUUCGGCUUUGACUUUGCGAGAUUUUGUUCUCCAAUUGCCCUUCAAGACAUAUGGAGAAAAUGGCCAGACCUCUUCCUAUAAACGCAACUUUCCUGCCGCCGACUCACGGCGUGCUGAAAUCCCUGCUGGAAAACCCGCUAAAGCUGCCUUUCCAUCACGAUGAAGGAUUUGGGAAGGACCAGGAGAAAGAGAAGAAGCUGGACGAUGAGAGCAGCACAGCCAACCACCCGCAGUCGGCCUUCCUCGGCCCGACCCUGUGGGAUAAGACGCUGCCGUACGAUGGGGACAACUUCCAGCUGGAGUACAUGGACCUGGAGGAGUUCCUGUCGGAGAACGGCAUCCCCGCCAACACAGCCCAGGGCGAGCAGGCCCUGCAGGCAGCACGGAGCGCUCGGGCAUCUCCGCCUGCACCCCCCCCCACACCUUCACCCAGCGUGGUGGACCUCAGCAGCCGCGCCACCACCUCGGUUCACACCACCAUGGCUCCUCAGACCUGCCUCCACAGCCCCGGCUCAGCAGCCCGGGACACCUCCAGCCCCAUCGACCCAGAGUCCAUCCAGGUGCCCAUCUCCUACGAGCCGGACCCCCAGGACCUGGCUCUGUCCAGCGUGCCCGGACAGGAGAUGUUCGACCCCAGGAAACGCAAAUUCUCCGCUGAGGAGCUGAAGCCGCAGCCCAUGAUCAAAAAAGCCCGCAAGGUGUUCAUCCCAGAAGACCUGAAGGUGAGCUGCUGCUCUGUCGGGGGGGGGGGAAGACAAGCUGCAAACUAAAUGAUAAAAGGCUCA
Notothenia coriiceps (black rockcod) is the source of this 947-nucleotide messenger RNA. It is a transcript of the gene hlfa, whose product is annotated as HLF transcription factor, PAR bZIP family member a. The record is from RefSeq and is a predicted model, not a curated record. NCBI's taxonomy places the organism in Eukaryota, Metazoa, Chordata, Actinopteri, Perciformes, Nototheniidae. Gene Ontology annotation, molecular function: RNA polymerase II cis-regulatory region sequence-specific DNA binding; DNA-binding transcription factor activity, RNA polymerase II-specific. Gene Ontology annotation, cellular component: nucleus. Bases 213 to 932 code for a protein of 239 amino acids. Gene Ontology annotation, biological process: regulation of transcription by RNA polymerase II. The transcript has 3 exons.